Messenger RNA from Glarea lozoyensis ATCC 20868, 519 nucleotides. RefSeq lists its product as uncharacterized. The transcript has a single exon. The record is from RefSeq and is a predicted model, not a curated record. Lineage: Eukaryota; Fungi; Ascomycota; Leotiomycetes; Helotiales; Helotiaceae. The coding region runs from base 1 to 519 and encodes 172 amino acids.
AUGUCCAAUCCACCAGCAAAACCCCCACAAAUACCGAAACACGUCUCGCAACCAACCCAGUGGCUCUGCUGCAACUGUCCCCGCACAGCACGCACAGUAACAAACCGCCGCCAAAAAUCCACUCAAAUCACAAUUCCACCUCAACCCACCAUCUCAUCCCCAUCCAAGUCGUCCUCCCAACCCUCCAAAUCCACCCAAUAUCUCUCCUCGCAACAAUGUCCAAAGUGCGCCCACACACUCUGUCCAACCUGCACAACCGACCCCGCAAUCUGCGGCCGGCAUCUAGUCGAAGAACUUGAAUCGAAACUCUUCGUUAACAGAAUGGUCAGACUGGCCGAUGCGUUGGAGGAGGGAUGGGGGUUAGAUAGUGAUGAGGAGGGGGAGAUACGGGAGGAAAGCGGUGAGGGAAGGAGGAGAGACGAAUUACCAUGUCUAUUCCAGCAACAACCUGGGAUGCGAAGGCGGUUUGGGAAGAUAGGUGAUGAAUGGCUGAAUCCGGGUGGUGAUAAGAAGGGUUAA